Beauveria bassiana ARSEF 2860 is the source of this 2118-nucleotide messenger RNA. RefSeq names its product long-chain-fatty-acid-CoA ligase. Gene Ontology annotation, biological process: long-chain fatty acid metabolic process. The transcript has 3 exons. The coding region runs from base 1 to 2118 and encodes 705 amino acids. The record is from RefSeq and is a predicted model, not a curated record. Lineage: Eukaryota; Fungi; Ascomycota; Sordariomycetes; Hypocreales; Cordycipitaceae. Gene Ontology annotation, cellular component: membrane; endoplasmic reticulum. Gene Ontology annotation, molecular function: long-chain fatty acid-CoA ligase activity.
AUGGCUCCUCAAACCGCCGAACAGAUCAUUGCCGACAUCAGCGCGCCCCCGCCAGUCGGCACUCCUCAUGCUCUUCCGAUCCCCGGCUCCGAGCGCCCUAAUCGCACCGCCGUCUAUCGCCAUUGGCGCUUCCGCGACCAACCACUCCUGACCAAGCUCGAGCCCGAAGUUGAGUCCGUCCACGACCUGCUCGAGCUCGCCAUCAAGAAAUAUGGUAAUAGGAAGGCGCUCGGUGUGCGCAAGUGGAAUCCCGCCACGCAAGAGCACGAGAAUAAGUUUGAAUUCAUGACAUACGCAGAGAUGGGCGAGCGCCGCAAGAACCUCGGUGCUGGUAUUAUCGACGUUGUUCAGCAGGCCGGCUACACCAACAGCAAAUUUGGCGUUGGAAUAUGGUCUCCCAACACUCCAGAGUGGCAUCUGACCGAUAUGGCCUGUACCUCGCAAAGCUUGUUCAGUGUUUCUCUUUACGAGACACUCGGCCCCGACACUACCGAGUAUAUCAUCAACCACGCCGAGCUCCCCGUCGUUGCUUGCUCGGCCAACCAUAUUCCCGUCCUCAUCAAGCUCGCUUCCCGUGUGCCCACUUUGAAGAUCAUCGUCUCGCUGGACGCCUUGGACAAGGGCGAGCACAAGGACAAGAAUCCCGGCAACAUCCUGAAGAACAUCGCCGCUGAAAGUGGCCUCAAGCUCUAUGAAAUUCAGGAGCUCGAGGAGAUUGGCCUCAAGAGCGGCCGCGGCUUCCGACCCCCCACUUGGAACGACCUUACCACAAUCAACUACACGUCUGGCACUACUGGUCCUCCCAAGGGCGUCGUCAUGCACCAGGGCAAUGCCGUCGCGGCUAUCAACGGUGCCCGCUCCAUGGGUAACGUGCAGGCCAACGACAUUCACAUAUCGUACCUGCCUCUUGCCCAUAUCUACGGACGCAUGAUUGACCAGCUUGCUCUCGUCUCCGGCGCCGCUGUCGGCUUCUUCCGUGGUGACGUCCUCGGUCUUGUUGACGAUCUGAAGCUCCUGAAGCCCACAUCCUUCCCGUCUGUCCCUCGUCUCUUUAACCGUUUCAACUCGGCUAUCAAGGCCGCUACCGUUGAUGCCCCCGGUUUCAAGGGUGCUCUCUCUAGACAUGUAAUCGACGUAAAGAAGGGCUACAUGCGCCAGCCUCCCGGAAGCACCACCAACACACACUUCUUCUACGACAGACUAUGGACCAAGAAGGUUCGCGCCGCUGUUGGUCUUGACAAUGCCCGCUCUAUGAUUAGCGGCAGUGCCCAGCUCGACCCCGAUGUCCAGGAGUUCCUCGGUGCUGCUUUUGGAAACGAGUUCCGCCAGGGCUACGGCAUGACUGAGACGUAUGCCGGAGCUACUGUCCAGCUCAGCCGCGAUUACUCUGCUGGCAACCUGGGACCUCCUCUUCCCUGCCUGGAGCUUUGCCUCGAGUCUGUCCCCGACUACAACUACAGCGUCGAUGAUAAGCCCAACCCGCGCGGUGAGGUUCUCAUGCGCGGUCCUACCCUGUUCCAGGGCUACCACAAGAACGACGAGGAGAAUCAGAAGGUUCUCGAGGCCGACGGUUGGUUCCACUCUGGCGACAUUGGUGAGAUUGAUAGCCUUGGCCGUCUUCGCAUCAUUGACCGCAAGAAGAACGUUCUCAAGCUCGCCCAGGGCGAGUACAUUUCUCCUGAGCGUAUCGAGAACGUGUAUCUGGGCAACACCAACAUUGUUGCCACCGCUUACGUGCACGGUGACUCCAAGGAGUCUACCCUCGUUGCCAUCUUCGGUGUCGACCCGGAGAACUUUCCUCCCUUUGCUAGCAAGGUUCUCGGCAGAACUGUUGCCGCCGGCGAUGUCGCUGGCAUUAAUGCUGCUGCCAGGGAACCCAAAGUCAAGGAGGCUGUCCUCAAGGUGCUCGACAAGAUUGGCCGCGGCCACAAAUUCAACAACUGGGAGCGCGUUCGCAACGUUCACCUGCUCCUCGACCCCUUCACGCCCGACAAUGGCCUGUUGACUCCUACACUCAAGCUCAAGCGCCCGCAGGCCGCCAAGGCUUUCCGCGAAGAUAUUGACCGCUUGUAUGCAGAGAUCAAGGCCACCGAGGAGCCUAGCAAGUUCAAGCUGUAA